This is a messenger RNA of Lampris incognitus (smalleye Pacific opah), 2427 nucleotides long. RefSeq names its product protocadherin gamma-A2-like. Gene Ontology annotation, molecular function: calcium ion binding. Bases 1 to 2427 code for a protein of 808 amino acids. Gene Ontology annotation, cellular component: plasma membrane. The transcript has a single exon. NCBI's taxonomy places the organism in Eukaryota, Metazoa, Chordata, Actinopteri, Lampriformes, Lampridae. Gene Ontology annotation, biological process: homophilic cell-cell adhesion. The record is from RefSeq and is a predicted model, not a curated record.
AUGAGACGGCAAGUGCUGUUGUUCAUCUCCGUCUUCUUCCUCGCUUCGGCGCGCGGGCAGGUCAGCUACUCCGUGCCGGAGGAAAUGGCGAAAGGCUCUCUAGUUGGCAACAUAGCGCACGAUUUAGGUUUGGAUGUUAAGAGACUAAAAUCGGGCAAGGCGCGCAUCUACUCGGGAGACAAUGCGGAGUACAUCGAGCUGAAUAAAGAGAGGGGUGUCCUCCUCAUCAAAGAGAGAAUAGACAGGGAGGCGCUCUGCGCACAGACGACGCCGUGCGCUUUACGUUUCCAGAUGAUUCUAGAAAGCCCGAUGGAACUGUUUCGAAUCACGGUGGAGAUCACGGACAUCAACGACAACACGCCCAGUUUCAAAAGCAACGAGAGGCGUUUUGAAAUUAGCGAGUCCGCCGUUACGGGGUCGAGAUUCGUGUUGGAAAGGGCGCUCGACGCCGACAUUGGGCGAAACGGGCUGAGAAACUAUACGUUGAACCCCGCGGAUAACUUCCGGCUGAAAUUGCAAGGCCAGGCGGAUGGAAACAAGAAGGUCGAGAUGGUUUUGCAAAAGCCGUUAGAUCGCGAGAAACAGGAGCAGAUAUCGCUGCUGCUGACGGCUGUGGAUGGAGGAGAACCGCAAAUGUCUGGCACGGUGAACAUAUACGUGACUGUACUCGAUGCAAACGACAACGCUCCGGUUUUUACGCAGUCGGUUUACAAAGCAACCAUAACGGAAAACUCUCGAAAGGGAACAAUUUUGACGAAGGUUAGUGCUUCUGAUGCAGAUAAAGGCACCAAUGGUGACGUAGUUUAUAGUGUUUCGAGCACAAUGGACAGUGUUUCUGAUAUGUUCGGUAUAAAUGAAAACGGUGACGUGAUUUUAAUCGGUGACAUUGAUUCUGAAAAAGCCAAACACUAUCAAAUAGAUAUCGAGGCCAAAGACAGCGGUGGCCUUUCUGACUCCAGUAAGAUUAUAGUGGAUGUCGUUGAUGUUAAUGAUAACGUGCCCGUGAUCAGUGUGCUUUCGAAGUCAAAUGCAAUACCAGAGGAUUCUGAUUCUAAUACUGUUAUUGUCAUGUUUAGUGUUCACGACCCUGAUUCUGAAAGCAAUGGCCAGGUGAACUGUGAAAUAAAUGGAGACGUACCUUUUGCGAUAAAAACCGCAUCAAACGGUUUCUAUAGCCUGGUGACAGACAGUGAUCUGGACCGAGAGAGAGCCUCAGAGUAUAAUAUCAGUAUAACGUGUUGUGAUGAGGGAGUGCCCUCUCUCUCCAGCAGCGUCACCCUCACCUUACACAUCUCAGAUGUGAAUGACAACGCGCCUGUCUUUGAGAGGAGCUCAUAUGAGGCCUACAUUGUAGAAAACAACACACCGGGUCUCUCCAUAUUCACAGUGAAAGCCACGGACGCUGACUGGAACCAGAACGCCCGUGUCUCUUAUAUACUGGAGGACUCCUCAGUUAACGGAGUGCCCGUCUCCUCCUAUGUGUCCGUCAGUGCUGAUAGUGGAGUCAUCCAUGCAGUUCGCUCUUUUGACUACGAGCACAUCAAGGAUUUCCCAUUCUGUGUUAAAGCGCAGGAUGGAGGCUCUCCUCCACUCAGUAGUAACGUGACCGUGAAAAUAAUGAUCCAGGACCAGAACGACAACGCCCCUCAGGUUCUGUACCCAGUCCAGACCAGCAGCUCUGUGGUGGCUGACAUGGUGCCUCGCUCAGCAGAUGUGGGCUAUCUGGUGACUAAAGUGGUGGCUGUUGAUGUGGACUCUGGACAGAAUGCCUGGCUCUCCUAUAAGCUGCAGAAAGCCACAGACAGGGCGCUGUUUGAAGUGGGCUUACAGAAUGGGGAAAUAAGGACUAUCCGCCAAGUCACUGAUAAAGACGCUGUGAAACAAAGGCUGACUGUUGUAGUGGAGGACAACGGGCAGCCCUCUCGUUCAGCUACAGUCAAUGUUAACGUGGCGGUGGCGGACAGUUUCCCUGAAGUGCUCUCGGAGUUCACGGACUUUACGCACGACAAGGAGUACAAUGACAACCUGACUUUUUACUUAGUCUUGGCUUUGGCUGUAGUGUCAUUUCUCUUCAUCACCUGCUUAGUGGUCAUCAUAUCAGUGAAGAUAUACAGAUGGAGACAGUCUCGCAUCCUCUAUCAUUCCAGUCUGCCGGUGAUUCCCUAUUAUCCACCACGUUACUCAGACACUUUGGGGACAGGGACUCUCCAGCACGUGUACAAUUACGAGGUGUGCAGGACGACUGACUCCAGAAAGAGUGACUGUAAGUUCGGCAGAGCCGGUAGUCAGAACGUGCUGAUAAUGGACCCCAGUUGUACAGGGACGAUGCAGCGGAUCCAGAAUGAAAAGAACAUCCUGGAUGAGCCAGACUCUCCUGUAGAGGUGAGUGUGUCUGAAUACACACAUCUGAUAAAUGCAAUCAUUUAG